AUGAGUGACGAAUAUAAUCAGACGUACGCUGGCCGUGCGACAUCGAGCGCAGGACGACCGUCCCAGGGUCAAAAGCGGCAGUACGAUGCACUGAGAGGGCAGGCGUUGACCGAGGACAACCUCUUUCGACAACAGAAGAGCUAUCGCUCGGGUGACAUCCACUACUCAAAAGACCGCGUUUACGAAGACCAAACUCAAGACUACAACCGGGCGGUGUAUGAGCGGUGCUAUCCCGACGGCGGGGUUGCAGCGAGACUCGACGAGGACGGCCGGCGACGACCUCAACAGCCGCAAGCUCCCUACAUGGCCGAAUAUCUUAGAUCCAGCGUGGAGCUGUAUCGCCCGCCCACCGGUUCGUCGGCGUUGCCGCUCGAGCGAUUCUGCACCCCAGGUGCGGCAGCAGCUCCGUACCCAUUGUUCGAAAGGAUGGCCAUGACGGAGAUGGGGAUCAAGUGCGGUGACAUGGAGUCAGCGUCGAUAAGGCAGUUAGUCGCUGAGGAGUCGGCACGGUCGGCGAUCGGUACGCGAGCUGUUCAGCCAAGCACUUCGUCCAUGAUCGUGGAGCCCGCUUCGACGGUAGGCGCACAGACCUCGUAUGGGAGUCUCAGGGUCGAGCGUCCAGCCGCAGGCGAGCGAGGGUUUGAGUACGCCGGUAAUGUAGAGGAAGAUUUGAGGGUGCACAGAAACCUUAGACAAUGGACACGGGAGCGGCCUGGCCCAUAUGAGCCGCGGUGGGAGAGAUGA
Coniosporium apollinis CBS 100218 is the source of this 744-nucleotide messenger RNA. RefSeq lists its product as uncharacterized. The coding region runs from base 1 to 744 and encodes 247 amino acids. The transcript has 2 exons. The record is from RefSeq and is a predicted model, not a curated record. Lineage: Eukaryota; Fungi; Ascomycota; Dothideomycetes.